This is a messenger RNA of Papaver somniferum (opium poppy), 681 nucleotides long. RefSeq lists its product as uncharacterized. The record is from RefSeq and is a predicted model, not a curated record. Bases 1 to 681 code for a protein of 226 amino acids. NCBI's taxonomy places the organism in Eukaryota, Viridiplantae, Streptophyta, Magnoliopsida, Ranunculales, Papaveraceae. The transcript has 2 exons.
AUGACAUCAAGUUUAAGUUCAAUUAAGGUGCCGGUGUUUGAAGGAAAAAACUUUGAACACUUGAGGUUACAGAUGGAAAAUAUUUUCAUAUAUCAAGAAGUAUGGGAUAUUGUAAAAGAUGGUUAUGCUGAACCAACAGAAGGAGUUGUUUUAACAGAAGAACAACAAACUUCUUUAACAGCAAACAGGAAGAACAAUUCUAAAGCAACUUAUAUUCUUCAUCAAGGAGUUCAUGAAUCUCUCAUGGAUAGAGUUAUCUAUAUUAAGCAAUCUAAAGCAGCAUGGGAUGGAUUGGUAAACUAUUACAAAGGUUCUGACAAAGUCAAGAAAGUUAGGUUACAAACUCUGAAGCUUAAUGGUGAUAUUAUUGAAGAUUCAGCAAUUGUUGAAAAGAUUUUAAGAAGCUUACCUGAGAAAUUUGAAGCAAAAGUAACUGCUAUUGGGGAGUGUAACACUGUUGCAACUAUGUCACUCAAUGAGUUAUUAGGUUCAUUACAGGCUUAUGAGCAGAGAUUAUAUGAAAAAACAGCUGCUGCAAAACCAGUAGCAGAAGCUCCACAAAGUCAAGUCAAGUGGAGUAACAAACAAGGAAACUCAAGUUCUGGAGGAAAACCUAACAAUGGAGGUUAUCAAGAAAGAAAUAAUACUGGAGGAAGACCUAAUAAUGGAGGUUAUCAAUGA